AUGAUGAUGAUAAUUAAAAACUUUAGAAAAUUCGAUAUCUUUGGUUAACAAAUCAGACUAAAGGCAUCAGGCUCGUCUCUUUUUUAAACUCAGAUUGGAGCCUUUAUGACUUUAUUAUUAUUUAGCAUCCUUAUUUUUUCAGGUAGUUUAUUUAUUCUUGAAAUGAAUAAAGGAAAAAAUGCAAUACUUAACUCUUAAGAUGCUGUCAUUCAAAAUAAUGAAGUAAUUCUUGUUUAUAAAAUGAUUUAGGGAUUCAGCUUCAAUUCAACUGAUCUUAUUUUUUCGGCUGGUAUACUUGAUAAUCUUGGUCAACCUAUUCCAAAUAUGGACAACAGAAUAUUUAAGAUAAGCUUUUACAUCUGCAAUAAAUCAUUGAAUGAAACAGAAUGUAUUCCCAUUUCAGGAACAAUUUGUGGUGAAAGAAUUCGUGCAGCUUCGAAAGUAAUAAAUAAAUAAUCUUUUACUUAGAAAUUAAAUAUACCAGAGGCAUAUGAAAACAUCACAUAUUGUAUGAGUGAUGAGUACAUCAAAGAGAAUCCUUAAAUAAGAAUUUAAGGAUCAAAUCGUUAUGAUAAUUUUACUUUUUUUGGAGCACUAAUUGAAAGAUGUUCAAAUGACACAGAUAUAUCUAGUAUCAUUUUUUAAUAAUUUAGAUUGUGCAUCUAAUGAAGAAAUCGAUAAAUAUACAGCAAAUUCCAACCUUUAUUACUCCUAUUCCUUCCAUCAAUUUAAUAAGGAAUCAGAUGCUUCACCAUAUUAGCAAACUGAAAAUAUUGAUCUAACUUCACUUUAUUACAAAGUUGGUAAAUACAUUAAAAUUUAUUAUCAAUACUCUUAAAGUUUUCUUGAAUACAAUCCCUUCUAUUUUUUUCCUAGGUAGGUUUAUCAUUAAGGGGUUGAAUACUAAAAAACAGUCAUUGACAGUGUGCUUUAUUUCUAAGAUCUCAAUACAUUGGCUAGAAUUGAAGUUCAUUUGGAUGCUAAGAAAAAGGUUUGCUAUAUCACAUAUUAAACUUUAAUGGAUGUAGUUGCUAAAUUAGGGGGGCUAUUUACAAUUAUAAAGGCUUUAUUAGAUUUUUUGCUUCUACCAAUUUAGUCCACUCUAUAUAAACUUUUUUUAAUAAGAUUUAUAAUAAAAAAUUAGAACAAGGGAUAUAGUCAAGAUUUUCUAUUGAAAGAUUCUAAGUUGAAAGAUAUUUGUAUUAAAAAACUAAUAACUUCUUCGACUUCUAGGCAAUAUUUUUAUAAAUAAUCUAAUUUAAUUGAUAAAUAUUUGGAUGUCAGAUAAAUAUUAAUAAAUCCCCUAAAAUUUACAUAACAAAUAGAGGCGUUACAGGAUUCUAUUAAUAAAAUUGAUUUGUUAACUUCCAGAUAAAUUAAGCUUGUAAGUAAGCAGGAAGUUGAUGAAUUGUUAUUGUAAAAAAAUAAUGAGGAAUGUAUAAACUGUAAAUCUUUAAGCUUUGGAACUAUUAAUUCAGAACACUAGAGAGGAAAUUAAGAUUAGUACAUCAUUCCAAAAUUUCAAGUUUAAAUGCAUUGA
Molecule: messenger RNA, 1540 nt
Organism: Paramecium sonneborni
Lineage: Eukaryota; Ciliophora; Oligohymenophorea; Peniculida; Parameciidae
Source: the annotation of a GenBank genome assembly